Molecule: messenger RNA, 1870 nt
Organism: Linum trigynum
Lineage: Eukaryota; Viridiplantae; Streptophyta; Magnoliopsida; Malpighiales; Linaceae
Source: the annotation of a GenBank genome assembly
UCAUGUCCUACUCCUAACACAAAGACAUCAUUCUCAAUUGCUAUGAGAGCCCAAAGGGGUUAAUGCUACUACUUGCUAGUAUGACUUGCUCGUAAAGGGUGAAAAUUAGUUUCAUGAAGUCUUUCAUCCAAAGUACUCGUUUCCUAAUUAAUGAAUCUGACAAGAGACUUUAGUAUCCCAAUUCAUAAAAAAGAACGAAACGACAUAACCUGAAAGUUAUCCAAUCCCGAUACACAUUUAUCCCCUCAUAUUAUGUCAUCCUCCUCUAAACCGAUCUUCCAUAUGCUGUCAUAUCAAAAAAGAUCUUGAACUCCCGUUAAACUUCUCCAUAUCUAACUUGAACUUCCAUUCGCCACUAACGAAUUUAGCUUGGAUUACCGAGUAAUGAUUAAAACUAUAAUUAGCUGCAACACCAAAUGAUCACACACUAAUGACAUGAUUACAUAGCUUUAAUAGUUCAAUUAAAUUUUAACACUGACGGGAACACUGAGACUGAGACCAGUGACGGUGAAGCACAUUUUCCUGACUGGCUUCCUCUGCCAAUCCGCGUCUGCCUGAAAAAAAAAAAAAAAAAAAGAGAAAUUAGAAAAGAGAAGACAACGAAUUGGAAGCGGAAAAAUAGGAAAAGGGAAAAUUAGUUAGUCCCAUUUCUUCACUAAUACUAGCCUCGAUCUUCUUCCCCAACGAGCUUCGAUCAUUUUCCCUCCAACAAUGGCGCGUAGAUCGCUUUCCGCCAGUCUCCUCCACUUCCUCUUCGUCUUCGCUCUCUUCCACACUCUCGCGCUCUCCAAAACCCUCAAACGCGACGUGAAGGCGUUGAACGAGAUCAAGUCGUCGCUCGGGUGGAGAGUGGUGUACGCUUGGGUGGGAGACGAUCCAUGCGGCGGCGACGGCCUCCAGCCUUGGUCCGGCGUUACUUGCUCCACUCAAGGAGACUACAGAGUCGUUACCGAAUUGGAAGUGUAUGCAGUGUCGAUCGUUGGUCCGUUUCCUACCGCCGUGACCAAUCUGUUGGAUCUCACCAGAUUGGAUUUCCAUAACAACAAGCUGACAGGGCCGAUCCCUCCACAGAUUGGAAGAUUGAAGCGUCUCAAGAUACUGAACUUGAGGUGGAACAAAUUGCAAGAUUCCAUUCCUCCUGAAAUUGGUGAACUUAAGAGUUUGACACACUUGUAUUUGAGCUUCAAUAACUUCAAAGGAGAGAUUCCGAGGGAGCUGGCUAAUCUCCCUGAGCUCCGGUACCUUUACUUGCAAGAGAAUCGGUUUAUUGGGCGAAUUCCUGCAGAAUUGGGAACCUUGCAGAAUCUUCGUCACUUGGAUGUUGGCAACAAUCAUUUGGUGGGCACCAUCAGGGAACUAAUACGUAUUGAGGGUUGCUUCCCUGCCCUUCGCAACCUCUAUCUGAACAACAAUUACCUGACUGGAGGAGUCCCUGCACAGCUUGCUAACUUGACAAACUUGGAGAUCUUGCACCUGUCCUCCAAUAAAAUGACUGGAGUAAUACCUGUUGGACUUGCUCACAUUCCGAAAUUGACCUACCUGUACCUGGAUCACAAUCAAUUCACAGGAAGAAUUCCUGAAGCCUUCUAUAGACAUCCAUUCUUGAAAGAAAUGUACAUCGAAGGAAGCUCGUUCAAGCCCGGUGUAAACCCGAUAGGCAUGCACAAAGUCUUUGAAGUAUCUGAUGCAGAUUUUGUAGUUUAGAAAUCCAGCCAUUAUUGAAUUCAUUUCUUUACCCACUUGUUUCCCCCCUCUUGUUACAAGCCUAUACAUAGAGAGAGCUAAAAAAUGGAAUGUCAUGUAUGAAAAAUUCAUGAUCAUCCCAAUGUAGACUUCGCACUAAAUCAGUCUUCAGAGGCCACAAUGUUGA